Molecule: messenger RNA, 1065 nt
Organism: Microthlaspi erraticum
Lineage: Eukaryota; Viridiplantae; Streptophyta; Magnoliopsida; Brassicales; Brassicaceae
Source: the annotation of a GenBank genome assembly
AUGGAUCUGGAUGAUGGACACAGAGAGAUGGAUAGACAGAUGAAUCAGCUGUCGGUUAACAAUUCUCAGAGGCACGAAGAGGACGAGGGUAUCUUGGAGGUUACCAGGAAUUGGUUGAAAAGGAACGAACCUUAUCACGAGGGUUUGUUGGACUAUGUCAAGAGCUGUGUUAAAGACAUGGAAGAACGUGCUAAGAAGCCACGAGGCCCAACUUUCUUGACAAAGCUAUAUGAUAUGGUGGAUGAUCCUUCAACGGACUCAAUCGUUUCGUGGAGCGAAAGCGGCAAGAGUUUCAUCGUUUGGAAUGAGUCUGAGUUCACUAGAGAUGUUCUUCCGAGAUGCUUCAAAAUCAACGACAUGGAGUAUUUCACUCAGAAUCUUGAGGUCAUAGACUUUAAGAAAGUUGGAUCUGAAUAUUCAAGUGAUUAUUUCGUGAGAGGUCAACCUGAGCCUGUACAGCCACCAUCUUCUGUGCCUUAUAAGAUGUCGCCAGAGCAUAAGAGAGUUGUUGAGCGUCUGUUGGAUUCGCUGUUGACUUUUGCAGCUCUCGAGGCUCGCAGCAAAGAAAACCCUGAGUCUCUCGAGGUGAUUGUAGCAGAUUUUCUUAAGAGGCACAAACAUAUCGAGGGUUUGAAGGAGAUGUUUGUUCCCAAAGGCUGUUAUGGUGAUUCCUUAUGGAGAGGCCUAUCAUUCCUCGAAAAGUUACAGCGUGUGGUUGAUGAUCCUUCAACGGAUUCGAUAGUUUCGUGGAGCGAAAAUGGCAAGAGUUUCAUCAUUUGGAAUGAAUCUGAGUUUACUAGAGAUGUUCUUCCAAGAUGCAUCGACAGCAACAACAUGGCAAUCUUCAACAGUUUGCUCCAACACUGUGGCUUUAGCAAAGUUGGUUCUGAGCAAUGCGAAUACUCAUUCUCUCGCUUUGCAAGAGGCCAACCUACGCCGGCUGCACCAUAUUUUGAGAUUACACCGGCGCAAUCUUUCUCCCUUAGGAAGGCCCCAAAAGUCAAUAAAAUCGCCGUCGAGAGAAUGAUGAAGAGGGUGAUGGAUCAGCAUUUAGGAAACCGCUAA